This is a messenger RNA of Pichia kudriavzevii, 1563 nucleotides long. RefSeq lists its product as uncharacterized. The record is from RefSeq and is a predicted model, not a curated record. Gene Ontology annotation, biological process: acyl-CoA metabolic process. Bases 1 to 1563 code for a protein of 520 amino acids. Gene Ontology annotation, molecular function: fatty acyl-CoA hydrolase activity. Lineage: Eukaryota; Fungi; Ascomycota; Pichiomycetes; Pichiales; Pichiaceae. The transcript has a single exon. Gene Ontology annotation, cellular component: mitochondrion.
AUGCUUUCAAAUACUACAAGAAUAAUUAACAAGAGGAGUAUCCAAAUUGGGUUAUCGUCAACCAUCAAGAGAUGGAACUCUUCUCAGAAAGAUACCUAUAAAGUCAAUGAGUAUUCGAAUUUCCCUGAAGAUGCUGCCGACGCCACCUCGACCAUUCUAACUGACGCCAUUGAUUUCCAACGGAGAAUUGAAUCCAAACAGAGAGUUACCUGGUGGGAGAUUUUGGAGAAGGACAGAUUGAGGAAACAAGAGGGUAAAAAUAUCGACUCCUUGACCAUGGACGACGUGAAGACGGAAAAAGUCAUUGAGAAAACAAGAGAAGAUUCGUUCUCCUUUAUACCUCUACCUUUCAAGGAUGACUUAUCUUUGCGUGAUUUCUAUAUCAAUGCGCCGGGUAGACUAAGAUUUGGUCAUUUGUUUCAAGAUUUGGAUGGUUUGGCCGGUAGAGUUGCUGCUAAGCAUUGUAAACCUGCAGAACCAAUGAAUGUCACUGCAUCCAUCGACAGAAUCUAUGUCACCAAAACCAUCGAUGAAAUUGACAAGUAUAACUUCCUCAUUGUCGGCUAUUGUAGUUAUACAGGUAAUUCCUCCAUGGAAAUCUCAAUUAAAGGUUACGCUUAUGAAGAUGCAUUACCAGAUUCACACUCAAUAACUCCAAAGAUUGUCGAAACUGCCGCAAGCAAGUGCUUCUUAUCUGCCAACUUCACCUUUGUUGCUAGAAACCCAGCAACUCAUAAGGCCCAUAAAAUCAACAAAUUGUUACCUACCAAUGAACUGGAAUGGAUCGAAUACAAACGUGCAGAAUCUCAUAACGCUGCAAAGAAACUCAGAGCUAAAGUUUCAGCACUUGAUAAAAAUCCACCAACGGCAGACGAGUCCAAAAUCAUUCAUUCCCUAUACAAUUCUUCCAAAAAAAUUUUCCAAAUUCCAAAGAAUGAAAGACCGAAAAAUCUAAAGCUGAUGAAGGACACCAAACUGUCGGCUACCCAGAUCCAACAACCUCAAUAUAGAAAUAGACAUGGUAUUAUAUUUGGAGGCUAUUUAUUAAGACAAACCUUUGAAUUGGCAUAUUGUGCAGCAGGUGCUUUUUCAAGAUCUUAUCCUAGAUUUAUAUCAUUGGAUAAUACGACCUUUAAAGCACCCGUUCCAGUUGGCUGUGUCUUAUCUAUGGAAGCUGAAGUUUGUUAUACCGAACACAUCCAUGACGUUGAAGAAGAUGCAAACUCAGCCAAUGUCAUAUCCAAAUUAAUGAAGGAUUAUGACACAUCAGCAAACAAAAUGUCCAAGAACGAUAAGGAGCUACUUUCAUCACCAGGUACUUUGAUUCAAGUUAAGGUGGACACCAAGGUUAAUGACUUGAGUGAUGCUACCACAUCUACCCCAAGUGGUACCUUCGUCUACAGUUUCUUUGUUCCUAGAGACGUUGAUGGAUUCGAUAACCCAGGAUACUGCUCCGUUGUUCCUGAAUCGUAUGGUGAAAUGAUGGACUAUGUGGAAGGUAGAAGAAGGGCAUAUGAUACUGCAGCGUAUGCUGAACAACUGAGGUUGACAGGCCAAGAAUAG